GAUCUAUGAUUGUUUGUGGCUUGCGACUCUUGCGAGAGUAAAGGGAUUCGGUUUCGGAGUCGGUUGUGCCGGGAAGUGAAAUUUUAAUGUUUAGCGAAAAGUAAGGAACUGCAAGGAUUGCAUACGUAUUGACGCACGCACACGCGUCUGUUAGACCAUCCACCCGACUCGUUUGCAGUCGUUCGACGAUGGACGCCAGGAACCUUCCGAGUCUCCUGAGCUUGAAGGUUGCUCCUCCGUCGGAACUGCAAAAUCAGAAUGUCGACAACGGCGUCGGGGAGGAGGACGGCGGUUCCGUCAAGCUACCGGCCGCUUUGGAGCAGGCUCUGGCAUUCAAGACGGAGAGAGCCAAGGAAGUGGGCGGCGAUCCGAACGACGUUGUCGCCGUAAGUAAGUCGCCCAAUGACGACGGCGAGGAUGGCGUGCCUCAGAUGGAGGAUGUCAUAACGGAACUGGAACCGACGGCCGAGAAGGUGGACUCGAAAUCGAGCAAAACGAAGAAGAAGAAGAAGUCGAAGAGGAAGAGGCACAAUGCGGAGAGGAGGGAUUCCGAACAGAGGAAGGACGCGGACGAGGCGAAGGCUAAGGAGGACAUGCCGGAGAUAGAGUACGUACAGGAGGAGCUGAGUAUAAACGACGUGGAGCCCCAGUACCGUCAAUAUGUCCGAAUCAUCGAGGCGUUCAAGCUGGUGGAGCUGGAGCCGAGCUCGAACGACGCGGCCGACAAGGGCGAGCCCAUCGGCCAGUAUCCCCCGGUGGCGAAUAUACAAACCGCCGGCGCCGGCAUACCGAGCAAGGUGCCGUUGCUGGACGACUUCGACGACGAGGCGAAUCAGCAGCAGCAGCAGCCGGGCACCGGGGAGAACGGCGCGCCGCGGCUGUCCAAGCGCAAGCUCAAGAGGCUGACGCGACUGAGCGUGGCGGAGCUGAAGCAGCUGGUGGGCCGCCCGGACGUCGUGGAGAUGCACGACGUCACCGCGCGAGAUCCGAAGCUGCUCGUGCAAUUGAAGGCCCAUCGAAACACGGUCCCGGUGCCGAGGCACUGGUGCUUCAAGCGCAAGUACCUCCAGGGCAAGCGCGGCAUAGAGAAGCCGCCCUUCGACCUGCCGGACUUCAUCAAGCGCACCGGCAUCACGGAGAUGAGGGCGAGCCUGCAGGAGCGCGACGACACGCGUACGCUGAAGGCGAAGAUGCGGGAGCGAGCGCGGCCGAAGCUGGGCAAGAUCGACAUCGACUAUCAGAAGUUGCACGACGCGUUCUUCAAGUGGCAGACGAAGCCGCGUAUGACGAUCCACGGCGAUCUCUAUUACGAGGGCAAGGAGUUCGAGACGCGUCUGAAGGAGAAGAAACCCGGGGAGCUGUCGGACGAGCUGCGCACGGCCCUGGGCAUGCCGGUGGGGCCGAAUUGCCAGAAAGUCCCGCCGCCCUGGCUCAUAGCUAUGCAACGUUACGGCCCGCCGCCGAGUUACCCGAAUCUCAAGAUACCCGGCUUGAACGCGCCCAUUCCCGAGGGCUGCGCGUUCGGCUAUCACGCGGGCGGAUGGGGAAAACCGCCGGUGGACGAGACGGGGAGGCCGCUGUACGGGGACGUGUUCGGCAUAUCGCGCACGUCCGGCGCGGACGCGAUGGACGAGGAAGUCGACCGGGGGAUGUGGGGCGAGCCCGAAUCCGAGUCGUCGGGCGACGAGGACGAGGACGAGGACGCCGAGGAGGGCGGCGAGGGCGGCGAGGGUGAAGGAAAGGACGGGGACGGCGACGCCAGCGGUCUGGUCACGCCCGGUGCCGAGGGCCUGAUCACGCCGAGCGGCAUCACGUCGAUCCCGGCGGGCUUGGAGACCCCGGAGACCAUCGAGCUGAGGAAGAAGAAGAUCGAGAGCGAGAUGGAGGGCGGCGACACGCCCGCGCUCUACACGGUGCUGCAGGAGCGACGUACGGAGGGUCUGGGCGCCAGUAUGAUGGGUAGCACCCACGUAUACGAUAUGACGGGCGCGGCGGGUGGCCAGGCACCGCCGUCCGUGAUCGCUGCGCGGCGCGGUGCCAUCAGCGGCAGCGCGAGCGACGCACGGGCGGAGAAGGACGGGGCGGUGGAAUUGACGCUGGAUCCCAGCGAGCUGGACCUCGACUCCGAGGCGAUGGCAUCCAGAUACGAGGAGACGAUGAGGUCGAGACAAGCGCAUCUCAGGAGAGAAGACUUGUCGGACAUGCUGCAAGAUCAUGUACAACGACAGAAGAGCAAACGUAAACGCCAGCAAAUCCAGGAUACAAAGACAUCUAAGAAGUAUAAAGAGUUUAAAUUUUAAAUACAUUAUUUCCCCAAUUAUAUAUGUACUGUAUUAUAGGAAUUAAAGUGUUCGAAAUAACAUGAAAAAAAAAAAAAGAAAGAUUAGGCUUAAUAUAUCACUUUAACAGUGAUAUGGUUAUACCUUUUAAAAAUGACUUUUUAUAUUUCAUGUUUACACAUCGUACAAGUGAUUAAUAAAAAAGUCGUAUUAGCUGUGAAUACAUUGAUGUAAACGAUAAAUUAAUGAUAACGCUACGAAUAACAUAUAUAUUUUCCAAUAAA
Molecule: messenger RNA, 2563 nt
Organism: Wasmannia auropunctata (little fire ant)
Lineage: Eukaryota; Metazoa; Arthropoda; Insecta; Hymenoptera; Formicidae
Gene: Sf3b2
Product: splicing factor 3B subunit 2
Exons: 3
Coding region: 189-2300 (703 amino acids)
Biological process (GO): mRNA splicing, via spliceosome
Cellular component (GO): U2 snRNP; precatalytic spliceosome; U12-type spliceosomal complex
Source: RefSeq, a predicted model, not a curated record